CCGUAAACGGCAUGUGGAAAAAGAGAAAGGAACUAAGAAAGAAGUUAAUUGUAGUUUAUUUGGGUGUCUUAUGAAAUUCUGGUAAUGCAGAUGAAGUGAAAUGAUUUGAGGUAACAGAAGAAAAGAAAAAGAGAGAGGUGGGUAAGAGCAAAACAAACUGAGGAGGGAGAGAAAGCAAAAGAGUGUGUGAUUGAAGGAGGAGGAGUCAGGGAGAGACGGAGAGGGAUUACUCCUUACUCCAGAAUACUAACGAGGGCCUUUUGUCACAGAUCUUUUUCUUUUUCCCUUCCUCUCUUACGUUCUCUCAAUUUCCCUUUCACUCAUCUGUCCCUCUCUUUUCUCUCUCCCUCUUUGACUCACACACUUUUGCUUUUCCAUCACUUUGGGGGUCAACAUUGAUUUAUGUUCAUUUUCACUUAAACCAACUCUAACUACUUACUUGAACCUGAACAUAUACCUAACUUUAACCCACCGUUAAAUCAAGUUUUAACCCUAAAAUUUGAGGAUUUAUGUCAUGCAAGCUGGCUUUGUCCCCAAAAGGAAGGCGCGUCCCAACAACGUGACUAUGUAAAUGGAUAUAGGUCCCCGUGACGCAACCACAACAAGCACACAAACAUGCACAUUAUUGUGUACUUGCUUUCAAAUAUCAGAUACAUGCAUGCAAAGUCAGACACACAUGCCUACCGUCACAUACACAUAAAAAAAAAAAAACAUGUAAUUGCAAUCCCACUCUCACAAAAUCACACACACUCACACACAUGGAUGGGCACAGAGUCGUUUCUGUCAAUGGCGUCUUUUGUUUCUUUUAUCUCAGCUCCCAACAAAGCAUUCCUGUGUACACAGAGGAGAGAGAGGGAAGGAAUGAGAGAGAAAGAGGAAAGUAGAAAAAAGAGGGAGAGAGAGAAAGGGAGAUCAGGAAAACAUUCACCGCUCCUUUGUCUGCCAAAAGAAAAAGUUUUGAUUCAGUUUUUGGAUUCGGCUCACUGAGGCUGCAGGACGGUGCUGUAAAGUUGUAGUGUUGCCAUGGAGAUGGAAUACAUCCUACUGGAGAGAUGACAUCUGCCACACCUCCAUCCUCUCGCAGCUCCUCCCCUCAGAAAGUUUGCCACUCCCAGACACAGACAGAUGUUUUAAAACCCUUAUUGGGCGGUGGCAUCUCUGGUGGGGGCGGGACUCUGAGGAAGAGGAGGCGUGUCCUGUCCAAAGAUGGACGAAGCAACGUGCGCAUCGAGCACGUCAGCGGUCGCAGUGCUUUGUACAUGCGCGACCUCUGGACCACCUUUCUGGACAUGCAGUGGCGCUACAAGUUUUUCCUGUUCACGGCUACGUUUGCGGGGACCUGGUUUCUGUUCGGGGUGCUCUGGUACCUGGUGGCACUGGUGCACGGAGACCUGCUGGAGUUUGACCCUCCAUCAAACCACACUCCCUGUGUGAUGCAGAUGCAGACCCUAACUGGAGCUUUCCUCUUCUCUCUGGAGUCCCAGACAACCAUUGGUUAUGGUUUUCGCUGCAUCACUGAGGAAUGUCCAGCCGCGAUAAUCCUCCUCAUAGUGCAGCUGGUCAUCACCAUGCUCAUGGAGAUCUUCAUCACUGGGACCUUCCUGGCCAAGGUCGCCCGGCCAAAGAAGCGAGGUGAGACGGUGAAGUUUAGCCAACAUGCUGUGGUGUCGACCCACGAGGGCCGACCCUGCCUCAUGAUCAGGGUGGCCAACAUGCGCAAGAGUCUGCUGCUCGGCUGUCAGGUGACUGGAAAAGUGCUCCAGACAUCUCUGACCAAAGAAGGCGAGACGGUUCGUCUGGAUCAGAGGAAUGUGCCCUUUCAAGUGGACACCUCCAGUGAUAGCCCCUUCCUCAUCCUGCCCCUCACUUUCUACCAUGUCAUCGAUGACAGCAGCCCAUUACGAGCCUGGGCAGCUAAAGGUGGUGGUUGGACAGAUCCAGAACUGGCUGACUUUGAGCUGCUGGUGAUCAUGAGUGCAACAAUAGAGCCGACUUCCGCCACCUGUCAGGUUCGCACCUCCUAUCUGCCAGAUGAGAUCCUUUGGGGCUACGAAUUUCCCCCCGUGGUCUCCCUCUCUCCAUCAGGGAAAUAUGUAGCAGACUUCGCCUUCUUUGACAAAGUGGCCAAGACCAAGACCACCCCCAUCUUUAAGCCGUCCAGCCCCCAGCAUGGAUAUCAGAGCAACGGAGGGGGAACUGUACCUGAAGUGUCUGAUCCAGAGAAGAUUCGUCUGGAGCAGAGCUACAGAGAGCAGCGAGGGGAGGACCGAGGCCGGGUCAGGGACACUCCUCUCAGUGUACGCAUCAGUAAUGUCUGAUCUGACUGGCGGAUUGAGAAGGGAGCAUUUCAUAGAAGGCGACACAAGAGAUUUUCAAGACCACGGUCAAUAGCAAAUUGGCAUAACAUCAUAUCAAAACAGACUGGGAGACUGUCUUUCUAGACAGUUUCAACUUAUAUCAGAAGGAUAUAGGAGUGACUACUAUGACAGACUAUGGACUACUGUAUGGUCAAGUUUGUUAAUGUUGUAUUUUUGCUGGGAUAAUACACUGGUUUGACUGUAUUCAUGGCAUAACACACAACAUAGCAGCAGCUACUUUUCACAUCUGAAUGUGGACAAAGUCCAUUCACCUUACAUAUACUAUAUACACUUUAUAAACUAAAAAAAAAAAAAAUAACAGGGUGGAUUAUUUAUUCACACACACAAAAAAACAAAGACACAAAUUAAAACAAGCCAUGGAGGAUAUGGAAACCUUGGUGGGCUUGUUUAGGUGCUUCCCAGAAAACAGAAUAUCACAUCACAAAGGGGGAAACAUACCUGCAAUAAAGUAUGAGACAGUGUGGGAGUAUAUUUUCAUGUUCUCAGUGGCAGAGGAGUGUAUAGGGGUGUUGGGGAGAUUAUGGUUGGUCGAGCAGGAAACACCCACAUAUUUCAGAGAACAUGGCUAGAGCCUUCUACACCUCCUCUAACAUACAUGCAAAUGUGUGGUAAAUAUGCAUAUAAAUGUAUGUGCUAGUGUUAUGUUUAAACUGAUCAGGAACAACAUUAAAACCACCAAGCUUGUGUAGGGCUACAUGUCAUGUAGUGUCUGGUACCAAGAUGUUGGAAAUGGAUCCUUUGGGUCGUCUGAGCUGCAAGGUGGCGCCACCAGGAAUUAGCUCAUAUCAUUGGAGUCUGCAGCGUUGAGAGAAUGGAUCAACUAUUUAGGCUCUUUUUCGUGUUCCUUGAGUUGCUCCUAAGCAGUUAAUUCACUGUUUUGAGGUACAAUCUCCUCAGGGAGGGCUGGUGGAGGACUGUGCUUGGUCAGCAACUGUGUUUAUGUGGGUGGUACAUGUGAAAAUAAUACACAUAAACUCCAGCUUUCCCUGUAGAACAUUAUAUUGUAUUGAGAAGAUCUACGUUACUCUGUUCAGCUGUCCAUGGUUUAAGGGUUGUGGCUGAUUGGUGUAUUUAUAAAGUCAUGUGACGCUGAGUUUCAGCUUCUAUUAUGGUGAAAACACAAGUUUAUCUACAGCUCACUAAACCCCCACCCCCAAUUUCCUCUCAACACUCUUGUGACAUUUUUACAUUUCCUGUUGAAAAGUGAACAUGACAGCACACUGUAGAAUGUACACUGCACAUUCUGGUAUGACAAUGCAGCUCUACAACUGGAAGGAACACAAACCUCCAAUUGAAUGUUGUGUUUAAGGUGCUGUGUUUACUGCCUGUUAUAUAUGACUGUCGUGGUUUUCAGAACGUGAUUUUAGCACUUUAUGUAAGUACAUGACGUACAUUUGCACCUUAGGAAGGUUAGCUGACUGUGUGUGAGACUUUACCUGAUUAAGAUAUUGUUUUACAACUACUGAAAGCACUUACACACUGAAAAUCGGUGAAUUUGAAGCAGUUAGAGUGAACUUAAAAUCUGAUUAUUCCUUCCUGCAAAGCUAAUUGUAAAUGUAGUUUCUAUGUGUCAGUGACUUCAAGUAAACUGACAAAUGAGAUAAUCUCCAGAUAAUCACAGCUACUGUACAUGCAAAGUAAUUCUUGUAAUUGCACUUCGCUCGUUGAUUGCACAUGAGCUGAGAUACUAACACUGUCACAUUAACCGAAGGCCUAAUGUACAGGUCCCUGUGGCUUUUCUGUCUAGAAAACACAGACUUGUAAGAUGACUACAGCAGAGGGGAGUGCUGAGAGAUGAGAUUAUGAAAAUGAGACAGUGAUGGAUAGAAAUGACAGUUGAAUGCAAGGAGUAUGAAAGAUAUGAACGGGGUGGAAACUGAAAGUAUUUGUAACAUGUUAUCAAUUAACAUCAAGCUCUGGAGUUUUAAUAGUGUUUAAAUUGCAAAUGGAGAGCUCAAAUCAGAUGAUUUUCUCUGAAAAAAAAAUUAAAAAAAUAAAGCUGAUUGCUGAAAGUCA
Molecule: messenger RNA, 4394 nt
Organism: Acanthochromis polyacanthus (spiny chromis)
Lineage: Eukaryota; Metazoa; Chordata; Actinopteri; Pomacentridae
Product: ATP-sensitive inward rectifier potassium channel 10-like
Exons: 6
Coding region: 1053-2318 (421 amino acids)
Biological process (GO): regulation of monoatomic ion transmembrane transport; potassium ion import across plasma membrane
Cellular component (GO): plasma membrane
Molecular function (GO): inward rectifier potassium channel activity
Source: RefSeq, a predicted model, not a curated record